This is a messenger RNA of Sceloporus undulatus (fence lizard), 1224 nucleotides long. RefSeq names its product BPI fold-containing family B member 4-like. The record is from RefSeq and is a predicted model, not a curated record. Lineage: Eukaryota; Metazoa; Chordata; Lepidosauria; Squamata; Phrynosomatidae. Gene Ontology annotation, molecular function: lipid binding.
AUGGCUGUUGCCGCCUCUUUGUUCCCAAAGCCAGAAAGAGGUUUGGCCAGAAACAAGAUGUUUGCAGUUUGGUGGGUUGUCUUCUCCAGUUGGUUGUCGCCAUCGCUUAGCCAGCAGUUGCUCCCCACGGAUGCUGUCAUCAGAGUCAAUAAGGCUGUCUUGCACAAUGCUGUCUCCAAUUCAAUGGCUCAAAGCAAUGCCCUCCAAGGAGCAAUGAGAGACCUGCCGCCUGGAGAUGGAGGAAGUGGUGGUGGUGGUGAUGGUGGUCUACUAGGAGGCCUUCUUGGUGGUGGAGGCGGUGGAGGCCUACUAGGAGGACUUACUGGGGGGUUGCUUGGUGGAGGUGGAGGACUGCUUGGUGGGGUCACUGGUGGGUUGCUUGGAGGAGGAGGACCAGGUGGUGGUGGGGCGUAUGUUCAGAGACAGGCUGUCUACAGUGCUCCAGGUGCUGGUGGUGGCAAUGGUGGUGGUCCUGGUGCUGGUGGCCUGCUAGGACCACGAGGUCUGCUGGGUGAUGGAGGUCUGCUUGGCACUGCAGGGAUACUUGGUGGUGGUGGUGGUCUCCUGGGUAAUGGAGGUCUUCUGGGCAACGGAGGGCUCCUUGGUGGAGGAGGUCUCCUCGGCAUCCUCGGGGAAGGAGGUCUACUCACCACGGUCCAGGGGCUUACGGGGUUACGAAUUGUGGAACUGACUCUUCCCAGGAUAAACCUGAGGCUUGUACCUGGAAUUGGGGUUCACUUGGAUUUAUAUACCCGGGUAGCUCUCAAUGGCAAGAGUUUCCUGGGUUUGUUGGACAUUGCGGUGGAGGUGAACAUCACAACCACUGUCCGGUUGACCAUGGAUGGGACAAGUUACCCCAAGCUGGUGAUUGACCACUGUGACACUCUUCUUGGAGGCAUUAAAAUCAGACUCCUCCGGGGCCUGCUUCCAAUUGUGGAUAAUUUAUUAGCCCGUGUACUUAACAGGCUUCUUCCUGACCUGCUUUGUCCUGUCAUUGAUGUUGUCCUUGGUCUUGUCAACGAUCAGCUGGGAUUUGUGAACUCACUGGUUCCUCUUGGUGUACUGGGGUUCCAGUACACUGUUUCCAGCCUUCCACUUGUCACGGGACAGUUCCUGGAGAUCAAUUUAAAUGUUUUCCGGAUGUUCCCAGAGCCACGUCCUCUGCUUCUGAAGGUGAUGGUCCCUGAGGUUCCAUCUGUGAAGCUGCCGAAAGACAGGGCCUGA